CAGAGCAGGCGGAAGAGGUGCAACAGGGCGAGGCUCAGGAGGAGAGUAGAGUGCGGAUCCCAACAUGUGGAUGGAGGACAGUGUUGCUCAGCUAUGAACACCAUGCUAAGUCCCAAGCUUAGACAGUCCAGGAGAGCUAGGUCUAAGAGCAUGGUCAUGGGGGAGCUCUCCCGCAGGCCAUCAUCCCCCAGCCUCCAAGGCAGGACGUUAAAAGCGGGCUGGCUUAAGAAACAGCGCAGCAUCAUGAAGAACUGGCAGCUGCGCUGGUUCGUGCUUCGAACUGACCAGCUCUACUUCUACAAAGAUGAGGAGGAAACCAAACCACAGGGAUGUAUCCCGUUGCAGGGUAGUCAAGUCAACGAGCUGACAGCCAAUCCUGAUGAACCUGGGCGGCAUCUUUUUGAAAUAGUUCCAGGCUGUACAGGAGAGAAGGACAGAUCGGCUCUCAGCCAUGAGGCUUUCCUGCUCAUGGCAAACUCCCAGAAUGACAUGGAGGAUUGGGUCAAAGCCAUUAGACGUGUCAUCUGGGCUCCCUUUGGAGGAGGUAUCUUUGGCCAGCACCUGGAGGACACAGUACAGUAUGAGAGAAAGUUUGGACCCCGACUGGCCCCUCUGCUGGUGGAGCAGUGUGUGGAUUUCAUACGGGAGCAGGGUCUGAAAGAGGAAGGUCUCUUUAGGAUGCCAGGACAGGCCAACCUGGUCAAAGAACUCCAGGAUGCUUUUGACUGUGGGGAUAAGCCUCUGUUUGACAGUAACACUGAUGUUCACACAGUGGCAUCCCUCCUGAAGCUCUACCUCAGGGAGCUGCCGGAGCCUGUGAUCCCUUUUAACAAAUAUGAGGACUUUCUAACCUGUGCACAGCUUCUGCUAAAAGAUGAAGAAGUGGGUCUCAGUGAGCUUGUGAACCAGGUGAACACUCUUCCUCAGGCUAAUUAUAAUUUGUUAAAGUACAUUUGCAAAUUCUUAGAUGAGGUGCAGUCACAUUCGAAUGAGAACAAGAUGAGCGUUCAGAACCUUGCAACAGUUUUUGGACCAAAUAUCCUUCGGCCUAAAUUAGUGGACCCUGUUUCAAUGAUGGAAGGAGCCUCCCAGGUUCAGCACCUGAUGACGGUGUUGAUCAGUGAACAUGAGCGUCUGUAUGUGGGGACUGAGGGAGAUGCGAUUUCAGAGCAGACCAGAAUUUGUCGUCAGGGUCAGCGCGGCAGGGCGGAGUGGAUCUCCGAUGAAGAGAUGCUGAACUGCUCAUCGCCGAGCCAGACGUCCAAAGUGGCAGAGAGUGUGUGUGGCAGUGCCACGUCCUUAGAUAUGAAUACAGGUGCCCCUACCACUGCCAAAAUGACACCUCAGGGAAAAUCUGGGGUGACAGUCAGCCCCAGCAAACAGGCUAAAUCCCUCCCCUCUUGGAAAUACUCCUUCAAGAGCGGAGGGGUACGUGCUCAACCUGCAAAAAUCGGGGGCUCGUCUGUGGAUGUGUCCACCUUGCCCAGUACGGGCAACUGGUUGAUGAACGGGCUUUCCUCUCUGCGCAGCCACCGGCGUACAUCAUCAGGAGAGCGCAUGGGCAAGGAUUCAGCCCCGUCGCACCGUCUAUCCACUUACGACAAUGUGACCUCAUCGAGGCUCAGCAUACCCAGCGUUGCAAGCACGCCCUGGUCCACGUCCUCCUGUGAGAUCUUAGUGGACGACUCUGUGGGUAGUGACCCCUCUGGACUGAACUCUGUGAAGGUGGAUUGGUCAGUUGGAGGGUCUGUCCAAGGGCAAAGUGGGGACAGGAAUUCAGAGGUCACUAAGAGCAGCGAAGCACUGGAAAUGUGUGUGAGCAGUGCAGGCUGCAGUGAGAAUGGAAGUGGAGAAGAUGCGGUGAACGUCACAGGAGAUACUGGCAUUAGCAAGACAGCACUUAACGGCCUGGUAACAGAGCUGAAAGACGAGUUAAAGAAACAGAAGGUCAACUACGAAUCACAAAUACGAAGGCUAGAGGAAUCAAGUGUCACUAUGCGUAACCAAAUGGAGAGACUAGAGGAGGAGUUGGACCAGGAGAAGAAAAAGUAUCGCAUGUUGGAAAUUAAACUCCGUAACUCUGAGCGAGCCCGUGAGGACGCAGAGACCCGCAACCGCUUGCUUCAGAACGAGAUGGAGGAGUUCUUCUCCACUUUGGGAGAUCUUACGUUGGGAACAAGGACAAGCAAAAUUUGACUGGCCCUCUUACAGGCCUCCUGAUUUAACACUGAGAGACUAUGUGUUUGUUGUAGAUAGAAUUUCGAAACCUCUCUGCUCAUGCAUCAUGAGUAUUCAGAGGUAAUUUUGUGCUGUUUUGUUACAGCGACUUGAUCAUGUGUAGCAGUUACACUUUUCUCCCUGAUCUUCAGUCUUACAUUUUAAAGGGAUA
Molecule: messenger RNA, 2389 nt
Organism: Sinocyclocheilus rhinocerous
Lineage: Eukaryota; Metazoa; Chordata; Actinopteri; Cypriniformes; Cyprinidae
Product: rho GTPase-activating protein 22
Exons: 10
Coding region: 94-2196 (700 amino acids)
Biological process (GO): signal transduction; activation of GTPase activity
Cellular component (GO): focal adhesion
Molecular function (GO): GTPase activator activity
Source: RefSeq, a predicted model, not a curated record